This is a messenger RNA of Hippopotamus amphibius kiboko, 885 nucleotides long. RefSeq lists its product as uncharacterized. Gene Ontology annotation, biological process: phagocytosis, recognition; positive regulation of B cell activation; B cell receptor signaling pathway. Gene Ontology annotation, cellular component: blood microparticle; external side of plasma membrane; immunoglobulin complex, circulating. The coding region runs from base 1 to 885 and encodes 294 amino acids. The record is from RefSeq and is a predicted model, not a curated record. The transcript is spliced from 5 exons. Gene Ontology annotation, molecular function: immunoglobulin receptor binding; antigen binding. Lineage: Eukaryota; Metazoa; Chordata; Mammalia; Artiodactyla; Hippopotamidae.
AUGAAUCCACUGUGGUUCUUCCUCUUUCUGCUGUCAACUCCUAGAGGUGUCCUGUCCCAGGUGCAGCUGCAGGAGUCGGGGCCCAGCCUGGUGAAGCCCUCGCAGACCCUCUCCCUCACCUGCACGGUCUCCGGAUUCUCAGUAACCAGCUAUGCUGUAGGCUGGGUCCGCCAGGCUCCAGGAAAGGGGCUGGAGUGGCUUGGUGCAGGUUAUAGUGGAAGCGCAUAUUAUAACCCAGCCCUGAAGUCCCGGCUCAGCAUCACCAGCGACACCUCCAAGAGCCAAGUCUCCAUGUCACUGAGCAGCGUGACCCCCGAGGACACGGCCGUCUAUUACUGUACAGACACACAGAGCCCCAGUGCCGGGAUUCCCAGGUGCUCCCACCCAGGGCUCAGGACUGAACUCAGACGACUCACCAUGGAGUUCUGGCUGAGCUGGGCUGUCCUUGUAGCUAUUUUACAAGGUGUCCAUUGUGAGGAGCAGCUGGUGGAGUCUGGAGGAGGCUUGGUGUCGCCUGGGGGGUCUCUGAGACUCUCCUGUGCAGCUUCUGGAUUCACCUUUGCUGAUUUUGCCGUGAGCUGGUUCCGCCAGGCUCCAGGGAAGGGACUGGAGGGGGUCGCAGCCAUUAGUGGUGAUGCCAGUCAGGCUAAAUACGCAGACGCUGUGAAGGGCCGCUUCACCAUCUCCAGGGACAACGCCAAGAGCACGGCGACGCUGCAGAUGAACAGCCUGAGAGCCGAGGACACGGCCGUGUACUACUGCGCCCGAGGAUACGCCGUGAGUGGACGAUCCUGCACAACCAAGCAUUACUAUACACCAGCUGCCCCUGCCGGGAUGCUGGCUCUUGGCUUCUCUGCUAACCUCUGUCAGGAGAAGUGUAAGUGA